Molecule: messenger RNA, 1369 nt
Organism: Moneuplotes crassus
Lineage: Eukaryota; Ciliophora; Spirotrichea; Euplotida; Euplotidae
Source: the annotation of a GenBank genome assembly
UAGAAUAUGAGCAUCAAAUUGAGCAAGGAUGGGAGGAAAGUAUCAAACUCUAAAGCAUCAAAAAACAAAAAUGUGCCAAAUUUUGAAAUACACAAAGCUAAGACUUCAUGAAAGACGAAGACAAAACCUCUUAAAAAGAGCACCAAGAACCCAGUGUUGUCGCACAAGUCAUCCUUCAAAGACAAGACGCAUUACAAGAAGUAUUUCAUUAAUUCUCUCCGCAAACAAGUCAGCUUAUAAAGUCGUCCCUCAAUUAUUUUGACGGCAGCAGUGGCCAGGUCAAGCCUCUUGUGACCAAGAGAAAGCCCAGACAGUUCUGAUCGCCCAUGAGUCUGCUCAGGAGUCAGUACAAACAACUGGCCGAAGGCAAAGGCUCUCCGAAGAAGCGCAAGAAAGUGAAGUCGAAGAAAGCGAAGAGUUCUGUCUGGCUCAAAAGUCCGACAACCAAAGCCACUGGAGCUGAUCUCAAGUUGGUGUUAAAGCAAAAGCAUUCCAAGAGAAGAGACACCAGUCGUAGACAAAACAGAACUGUCAAUAAGAUCAACCCCAUGCUUAAGGCUAGUAAAGGAAAUAACAAUGACUUAAUUCUGGAUGGAGAAAACAUGCUCGACCACUCUGACGUCCAAACUAGAACUGUUGACAAGCAUUACCACAACACAUUUGUUGAGAGCCAGAACAAUUCUAUCAUGAACUCAAUGGCUUCUAAUCUGCAUGAUGUUGGGACUAGGUCAAGGAAAAACCCACAAACGAGCACUUUGAGCUACGAUGAUGGCUCUAUAGGUUAUCAGCCAAGGAAUCAUCUCAGUUCCAACUGUGUUGUCAGCAACACUUGAUCUCACAACCAUAAUCAAGUAGUCAAAUCCAGCAAAUAACUCAGGAACAAUCAAGCAAAGGAAGAAGUCACGAGACAAAAUGAAAACUGACAAGAGGUUGUCAAAAAUAGGCUCUACAGCUGCAUCUCCAAAAACUAAAAGACUCACUAAACACAAGAUGCUAGCUCCAAAGUUACUAUCCAUGGUGAAAAGCCCUGUGCUGAUUAAGAAACACCCAAGAUUGCUGAAGCCUCGUCCGAAGUCAUCAAAACUUGAUCCUUCAAAGAGAUGCUUGCUGACCAAUGUUGCCACAGUAGACCUAACCCACAAAGCCGACACCACUUCCAAACGGACCGACCGUAAAACCUACCGAAGGUCCUUAGACAUAUGCCUGAAAGACUUCAAACACCGUCGCAACCGAACUCCAAAGCACAAGAAGAAACUUCUGACGAACACAACAUCACACUACCACCAAAAGUCAUCCACCAGCAUUUCCAUCCACAAGAAGAGGAAGAAGAGCUCUAAGCUCAAGUAGUCAUCCUUACCUAAAACCCUCC